UCCAAAAAAUACAGCCCACAAUCUCCAGAUUGUUCAGAUUAGCAGAUAACAAUCAAAACAAGAAAAUGUCUGUCUCUUCACUAUCCUUUACGCCCCCUAAGCUUCAAACACUUCAAACCUUCACUACAAAACCCACCACUGCAGCUACUUUAAAGGCUUGUUCUUCACACCAAUCAACUCCUUCUAUCAACAAGAAGCAAAUUUUCCAAGUAGGUGUUGGAAUUUUGGCUGCUUCAAUAGUGUCUUCAGCACCUUUAAAUGCUGAUGCUACUAGAAUUGAAUACUAUGCUACUACUGCUGAGCCUACUUGUGAGUUCAAUUAUGUCCACUCUGGACUUGGGUAUUGUGACCUUGCUGUUGGGUCUGGUGAAGAAGCUCCAUAUAAUCAGCUCGUCAAUAUUCACUAUACUGCAAGGUUUGCGGAUGGUAUAGUUUUUGACAGCAGCUAUAAGCGUGGCCGAGCCCUGACCAUGCGCCUCGGCAUGGGUAAGGUGAUCAAAGGAUUAGAUCAGGGAAUCUUGGGAGGUGAAGGGGUACCACCAAUGCUAGUAGGUGGAAAACGUAAGCUUCAGAUUCCUCCACAUUUGGCAUAUGGACCAGAACCAGCAGGCUGCUUUUCAGGGGACUGCAAUAUUCCUGGAAAUGCAACACUUGUAUAUGACAUCAAGUUCGUUGAUAUUUACUCGGGAAAUAGGAAAUGAAGGAGACCAAUGUGAUAUGAUGAGAAAUCUGAAGCUCAAGCACAACCACUUAAUUGCUGCAAUCGAGUCUUGGCCCAUUGAUUAUCAUCAAUUUCAGCUUCCACAACUACUCGAAAAGAUGGAAUCUCAAUCUCUGCAGGUAUAACUGCUUCAGUUCCGUACACCAACAAGUAAGGAGUUGCACCAAUUGAAGUCCGAACUGUAGUACGAUAAUCCAACAAAGCAAAAGGUAACUUUUCAUGCCAUUGUCGGGAACCCUGCACCAUCUUGUGAAGUAUUUUUUUAGAUUAUUUUUGGCAGCUUUUUUAACACCGUUCAUCUUCGGGCGAUAAGGAGUUGAAUUCCGAUGCAUAAUUUUAAAUUCCUGACACACUUCUUGCAUUAAAUGACUAUGAGAUUUCCAACAUUAUCCAUGACAAUUAUCUUUGAAAUACCAAACCGACAAAUGAUGUUGGAGUGAACAAAAUCGACCACUACUUUCUUGGUCACAGACUUAAAAUUCGUUGCUUCACCCACUUCGUGAAAUAAUCAUGGCUACCAAGAUGAACCUAUGUCUAUUCGAGGCCUUUGGUUAAAUCGGUCCAAUUACAUCCAUUCCUCAAGCCACAAAAGGCCAUAGAGCAGUCAUUGUAUGCAACUCAGAUGGAGGAGAAUGUAUCAAGUCCCUGUGUACCUGGAAUUCAUGACAUUUACGAAUGAAACGGAUGGAAUUUCGCUCUAUGGUGAGCCAAUAAUAACCUACUCGAAGUAUUUUUUUGCCUAAACAUACCCACUUAUGUGCGGUCCACAAAUUCCAGAAUGUAUUCAGUCAUGAUUUUUGAAGCUUCUUUUGCAUCUAUGCACCUUAAAAGUCCCAAAUUUGGAGUCCUCUUAUACAAGAUUCCCCUACAUCGGAAAAACCCGCUAGCCAGUCGUCGAAUGGCUCUCUUUCGGUUACCAUUGGCAUGUAUGGGAUACUUUUUAGUCUGAAUAUAUUCUUUGAUGUCAUGGAACCACGGCUCUCCAUCAAUUUCUUCCCCACCAACAUUGUAAUAUGCAUGUUGAUCACUAAUCUGUAUAUGCAAAGGGUCAAUAUGAGUCUUGUCGGGAUGUUGGAGCAUCGAAGAUAAGGUCGCCAAAGCAUCAGCAAUCUCAUUAUGAGCUCUGGGAAUAUUCUUGAACUUUACUGAUACAAAUUAUUUACAAAGAUCUUCCAAACAACCUCGAUAUGGUAGGAGUUUUGAAUCACGAGUUUUCCAAUCUCCUUGGAUUUGGUGGACUAACAAAUCUAAGUCUUCUAACACCAACAGUUCUUGGAUUUCCAUGUCGAUAGCUAAUCUCAAACCUAGAAUGCAAGCUUCAUAUUCUGCCAUAUUGUUGGUACAGUAGAAUCGAAGUUAGGCUGUUAUAGGUUAGUAUUGUCCCAAUUCAAAAAUAAGAGUCGCCCCUACCCAUACUCCUUUUACAUUAGCAGCUUCAUCAAAGAUCAUCUUCCAACCUGAAUGGCAAUCAUCGAAAAUAACCUCAUCAACACAUAAGACCUCUUUAUCCGGAAAGUAAGUCUUUAAUGACUCAUAUUCCUCAUCAAUUGAAUUUUCUUCCAAAUGAUCCGCUAAGGCUUGAGCUUUCAUUGCAGUUUGAGUCACAUAGACACUAUCAAACUCUGUGAGUAGCAUCUGCCAUUUCGCGAGUCUGCCUGUGGGCAUAGGCUUCUGAAAAAUAUACUUUAAUGGAUCCAUAUGAGAGAUAAGGUAAGUAGUGUAAGAUGACAAGUAAUGUUUCAGCUUUUAUGCUACCCAAGCUAAGGCGCAACAUGCCUUUUCAAGAAGAGUAUACUUAGCUUUAUAAGUGGUAAAUUUUUUGCUAAGGUAGUGGAUAGCCUGUUCUUAUCUGCCUAUGACAUUAUGUUGACCUAAUACAUAGCCAAAAUAAUUAUCUAACACAGAAAUAUACAAUAUCAAGGGUUUGUCUGGCUCUGGAGGAACCAAAAUAGGUAGAUUCGACAAGUGCCUCUUAAUUCUGUCAAAUGCCUCUUGACAUUCUUCAGUCCAUUCAACUUUAGCAUUUUUCUUCAACAACUUAAAAAUUGGCUCACAGGUCGUCGUGAGUUGGGCAAUGAAUCUACUAAUAUAAUUCAACCUUCCAAGUAAACUCAUCACAUCCAUUUUGUUCUUUAGUAGAGGCAAAUCUUGAAUGGCUUUUAUUUUUGAAGGAUCUAACUCAAUGCCACGUCAACUGACUAUAAACCCCAAGAGUUUUCCCGACGGGACUCCUAAUACACAUUUCGUUGGUAAGUUUGAGAUCAUACCUUCGAAGCUUUUCAAAGAAUUUUCUCAGAUCUUUGACAUGGUCAGACUGCUCUCUUGAUUUAAUGACCACAUCAUCUACAUAAACUUCAAUCUCUUUAUGCAUCAUGUCAUGAAACAUAGUGAUCAUUGCCCCCAUGUAAGUUGCCCCAACAUUCUUUAGUUCAAAAGGCAUAACUCGAUAACAAUAUGUCCCUCAUUACAUGAUAAAUGAUGUCUUUUCUGCAUCUUCUGGAUCCAUAAUAAUCUAGUAGUACCCCGUAUAACAAUCCACAAAAGAUGCAAGAUCAUGUUUGGCAUAAUUGUCCAACAAAAUAUGGAUAUUGGGAAGUGGAAAAUAAUUUUUCGGACAUGCUUUAUUUAGAUCACGAUAAUUUGCCAAUAUUUGCCAACCAAGUAGGAUAUUGGGUCACCCAAAUGACUUUAGCUUCAAGUUGCUUCAUGAUUUCCUCUUUGAUUUUUACACUCAUGUCAGUUUUAGGCUUCCUUAACUUUGCUUGAUAGGAGGGAAAGAAGGAUCAAUUGGUAAUUUAUAAACUACCAAAUCAGUUCUUAAACCGGCAUAUCAUCGUAAGACCACACAAAGAUGUCUUUGUACUCAAGCAAAGCUUCAAUUAUAGCUUUCUUUUGUUGUGGUUGAGCAUGUACACUUAUCUUAGUCUCUCUAAUAUUUUCAUGAUCUCCUAAAUUGAUCGCCUCAAUGUCAUCUAAAUUGGGAUUUGGCUUAUUCUCAAACUGUUUGAAAUCUUUGCUUAUAUCCUCAAAUGCUUCCUCUUCAUCGUAUUCAACUUCUUUAUUCAUUAUUUCAUAAUUAGAUUAUUUUUUUAAAUCUAGUUAACAAUUCUUCAUGCAUGUCAUGUCAUUAGAAUCGGCAUAGAAAGAACUAUAUGAUAGAAAAUAAAUAAGUAAAUAUUAGACUCAAAAUAAAACAAAGGAAAAUUAUGUUUUAUUAAAAACAACGAUAGAAAGAGUUUAAACCUAAAAUAGCAACAACGAUAGAAAAAGUUUUUAACCUAAAACCCCGAGGUAAAGAUCUGAAUUACAAUCCUAGAACGAUUCAAAUUAUAGAAAAAAAAACAAAUAAACUACCAAGACUGAAAUAAAAACAAACAAAAAACCAAGACUCCUUCAUAGUAGGGAGAGAAGUGGCCUUCCAAUUGUUAAGCUGGACAUCAGGGCUGAUAAACUGCAUAUCUGCAUUCCUGGUACCUUCCUCAAUUUCAACCAUACUGCUUCGAUAAACAUGUUCUGGAAAAGGCCAAUAGCUCUGACUUUGAUGAAAGAUUCAUAGAGUGACGGUAUCGGCUUGGUCAGUGACCAUGAAUCUUUCUUACACUUUAUAGCCUUGUUUAUGUCUUUAACAGUGGGCUCGUAUCCCAAACCAAAGGUACCAAGGUUCUCAUAGAGGUUUACUGGAUGAAUCCUGCCUUGUAAAAACAUCCCUAGACCUUUCCCUAGUCUGAAACCAUGCUUCAACAUUUCAUUCACUACCAUAACAGAUGUUGAGGACAGUCAUGGUCUUGCGAUGAGAUUCCCCCCAAGGAUAUGCUCAACAGCUACUACCUCAAAAGCUUGAUGAAUUACCACUCUAUCUAUAAUAUCUACCACAAUAGAGGAAACUGAGUAGUCUUUAUACAUGGAUAAGUCUCCUUCACUAUGAACAACUAUUUCUAGCCUGUCAUAUGUAACCGCUCCAGCCCUAUGAACCCAUGGCCUACCCAAUGACAUAUUAUAUGAAGCAUUAAUGUUCAAUACUUGAAAAUCCACAGGCCCUAUUAUUAAUAUGAGCUCUAUUUCACCAAUGGCAUCAUUUUUUGCUCCAUCAAAACCUUUGACCCAUAGUAAUGUAGACACCUCUGUUAUGUCUGGUACCUUUUGCAGGCAAUUCGUUAUCCGAGAAAGUGAUCCUAUUUACUUUAAGGAUCCUUCUAAUAACUUUUUCCAGCUGAUUCACCUUACAUGCCUCAUUAAGCAUCUUCAUUAUAGCCUUGCGGUGAUCCUCUGAAUGUAUCAAUAAAGACAAUAAAGAAUUUUGUGCUGGCGUCUUCUUCAACUGUUCUAUAACAAAAUAUUCUGGCAAUUUCAUUUUCUUUAAGAAUUCUUCAGCUUCUUCAUCAGUAACUGGUUUCUUGAUUGUUAUUCGUUCUUCAUUGCCUUGUUUAUUGUUUCUUAACUCUACUGGGGCAUAACAUCUCCCAGAUCGGAUUAAUCCCCCUACUUCAUCCACAUCUUUAAUCACCUCUUUCCCUUUGUACAUCACCACAACGCGGAUGUAGUUCUAGGAGACUACUUUGGUAUUAACCAUAGAUAGCUGUGACACUAGUUUAAUAACGAUAGGAGCUAUGGGAGCUCCUUUUAUGAUUAAAAGAGGCUUAGUGGGUCUUCCAGGAAUAAUGAGCUUCAAGUAAACAUUUUUUGGAAUCUCUUUCCCCACGACAAGAAAACAUUCUAUGAUUCAAACUUUAUUAUCACCUCCUCUACUUUUACGGGUUUUUCUUUCGUCAAAUCUACAACAUUUGCUGGUUUUUCCAAAUCAGUUUUAAUUUUAAUGAUCGGCUUGAAGGAAAUUGCAGCAUCUUCACCACUGGUAUCACUUCGAGCAUGUUUGUUUCAUUAUGAACUCGCAAUGGAUUUUGAUUAACAUUUGAAGCGUCUGGACUUUGUACCAUGAUCUGCUGUGUCUCAAUCGGCUCCUGAAUAGCUCUUUUCAGAUACCAACAUUUCUCUGUGUCGUGCCCUGGGGCAUCAGAAUAGUACACACAUCUUCUGGAAUAAUUCAAGUUUUUCAGUGAAGGAUUCGGAAUCCUUUUUGCGAUUGGACUCAAAACAUUCAUGUCCCUCAAUCUUUGAAAUAAGCUUGCGUAAGAUAUUUCAAUGGGAGUGAAAUUAUCUUUUCCCAUGUUAGCCAUCUUGAAGUCUGCUCUAGGCCGGAAAGUAGAUCUAGGGGGACCUUGUCGAACUUCUGGGAUUAGUGGAUGAUUUUGGAUGGCUGGUACACACCAUUGCGGGUAAGAAGGAGCCCGAGCAUAUGGUUGUGCAUUGUAAAUAGGAUAUUGGGGAGAUGGAAUGAAAUAUAAUGGAUUUUGUGUGUAUGGUUGACGUGCACCUCUCUAAUUUUGUCGUGGACCUAGCACAACAGUUGCUACAUUCUCUUUUCUUUUCUUUCCUCCAAAACUUCCU
Molecule: messenger RNA, 6166 nt
Organism: Capsicum annuum
Lineage: Eukaryota; Viridiplantae; Streptophyta; Magnoliopsida; Solanales; Solanaceae
Product: photosynthetic NDH subunit of lumenal location 4, chloroplastic
Exons: 6
Coding region: 66-701 (211 amino acids)
Cellular component (GO): chloroplast
Molecular function (GO): peptidyl-prolyl cis-trans isomerase activity
Source: RefSeq, a predicted model, not a curated record